Molecule: messenger RNA, 2211 nt
Organism: Yarrowia lipolytica CLIB122
Lineage: Eukaryota; Fungi; Ascomycota; Dipodascomycetes; Dipodascales
Cellular component (GO): mitochondrion
Molecular function (GO): GTP binding
Source: RefSeq, a predicted model, not a curated record
AUGAGACUUGCUCGAAAGACGCUAUUACGGCCCAGAGUGGGCACUUUUCGAGUAAACACCGCCCCGCUGUUGUGUAAACACUUACAUACAGUCUCGAAAACCACUACAGUCACUUCUUUGAGAGCACCGACACUGAUCACCAGUUCGUGCACUACUACGACUGCUCCGUCUCGACACCUUUCUACAAGCUCCUCGGUUGAAGAACAGACGGAAUGUGCUUCGUGUAACACUCCUUUCCACACCGAGGAUCGAGAUCAGCCUGGAUUUUUCGUAGAGCCCAAGAAAGUCAACAUCAAACAGGAAACAGAUCGGUUCAACUCCCUAAUCGAUAACAUGAGUGCUGAGAACCUGGAGUUUCUGGCCCGCGAGCAGAAUCUAGUAAGCAAUGACGAGCCCUUUGACGUUUUUGAGGCGAAGAAAUAUUACACCCAAAAGGUCAAACUGAAAGGAGAAGGCCCUAGAGUGUGUUUGCGAUGUCACGAGCUGCAACGAAACAACAUUGAUGAGCGUGUUCCGUUUGUCAACCAAGUUAGAGAGGCCUACGAGUUGAAAGAGGAUAUUCGAAAAUACAACCAGGAGAUUUUGGACAUGAUUUCGGCUGAGGCUGACACUGCUACGGUGUUUCUGACUUGUUCCAUUCACGACUUCCCUGCCAAUGUUCCCAUCUUUUUGAGAAAACGACGGAAUUUGAAACUCAUCCUCACCAAGGCUGAGGGCGUCAUCUACGUGCCGCAGAUCAAUUCAGUCAACGUGCAAUUGUGGGCCGCUGCUCAAAUGCAGAGCCUUGGUUUCAAAAUGUCCGCUGACAAUGUCCAUUUCUUCUCCGCCGAACAUGACAAGUCUGGAGGUCAUCACCAAUUCUCCAUGUACGAUCUGCAGCAUGAGAAGAAUGCCUUCAUUGUCGGUUAUCCCAAUACUGGCAAGACUUCUCUUUUCAAUGUUCUCACCGAAGCCAAAUUCAGCAAGGACGCCAAUGAAUUGCGAUACGCUCUCCCCAAGAAUAGACGGGAGCUCAAAAAGUGGAAGAACACCUCGUGGCACCCUGAACAGACUCUUAUGCCGUGCACUAGAAAGAUGGGAAUGGGCAGGAUCACAGAUAUGCCUGCUUUCAAGCGAGCCAACUCUCCCUGGAGUCUGGUUGAUCCCACCAACAAUUCUUACCUCACCGACAAAAUGAUUCUGACUGAUAAUGCCCGCAAAUUUGCCGGUUCUGAUAUCCACAUCAAACGGAACCAGGUUGCUCUUGUGAGCGGUCUGUUUGGAGUUGAAACCACCCCUGACUCCGAAUUGCUCGUGUGGACUUCUAUUCCCGGUAAAAAUUGUCUAGCCAAGCAUACCAACGCUGCCAAGGCCAAUUUUGUGUGUCGAAAGGGCAAGGAUCACGGCAGAGCCCAGUACAACCUGUUGGAUAUGGGCAAGGAGGAUCUUCCUCAGCUGGCUGAGCUUGGUACUGUUUCUUUUGAUAAAGAAGACGGAGUUGGUGUUGAGGUGGCCUUCGAAGGAGCUGGCUUUGCGCGAAUCAAACGGACCGGCUCCAAGGAGCACGGGUCGCCCAAGGCUGUCAUUUGGGGUUUCCCUGGACAAGUUUUCGCCUUCCGACAGCCUCUGUGUGAGAUCAUGUUGAACAACGAUAUGACUGUUAAGGGCUUUUUCGGACUCAAGGACCCCAACUGGAAGAGCAACCGACAACCAAUGUUCAACUACAAGGUCGACUUCCAGCCUACAGGCAACGUGGAGCAGCUGGGAGGCUCAGAGUCCAACAUGUACCGAGUCAAGGAGGGGGCGUUCACGCAGUUUUCUCAAGAGCAACUGAUGAGAGCCAAGCGAGUUGACCCCAAAACUGCCAAAGCGUUCAAGGUUCAGCAAGAGCUGAAGCUCAAAAACCGUUCUCGAGCUCCUGACGGCGACGAGUUCCUGUCUCCUGAUGAUUUGGAGAUCAUGGACAAGGCCAAUGAGCGAAUUCGACAGAAAAAGGGCACUUCCAAGAAAGGAGAUAAGAAGGCGCAGGGUCUGAUUUGGACAAAGGUGGGCUCCUCCAAGAACAUCAAGUCUUGGAAGUGGCUGACACCCGAGGAGGCCGAGAAACACGCUCAUAACCAGGACCCGAACUGCAUGUGGUUCAAGCAAAAGCAUGGUGACCAGACCUUCGAGGAGGUUAUUGCGAAGUACAAGAAGAGAGGCAAUCGGUUGAAUAGUGGAGGAAGGAGAUGA